Messenger RNA from Penicillium atrosanguineum, 1155 nucleotides. RefSeq lists its product as uncharacterized. The record is from RefSeq and is a predicted model, not a curated record. NCBI's taxonomy places the organism in Eukaryota, Fungi, Ascomycota, Eurotiomycetes, Eurotiales, Aspergillaceae. Bases 1 to 1155 code for a protein of 384 amino acids. The transcript has 4 exons.
AUGGGCGUGAAAGAAAAACAUGCUACACAGAAGCGGUUAGUUUCACUACACGAGGCUUUGGGCGUUGAAAAUACUCAAAUUGAAGAAGAUAGGACCGCGGAGGGCCUGAUUGCCUCGUUAACUGGCACGCUAAUGCGAAGUGGACGUGUCUGGUUCCAUUUUACGCUGAUCGUUGCGGGGAGCCAGCAUGGCGCAGCCACAAUCGAGCCCAAUACCCUAAAUCGUAUUCAUAUCCCGAACCAAACUUCUUCCCUUGACGUAUUCUUUUUCUUUACUUCUCGGAUUGCAUUGAGAACGCCAGCCAUGACCUCCGUCUCAAAUUUCGGGGCUCUAACAACCACCUUCUCCGCUCCGACCGAUUGCUCAGUUGAGAAAUGGGUCCAGCAUAACUCGAACGCGACCAGUCUUCGCUGGGGCGUGGAGUGUACGAGUAAUACUAUUGCUUAUGCGUCGUCUUGCUAUCCUCCGGGAUGGUCAGGCGCUAAUAACAAUACCGCUCUCGCAUAUAAAGGGUUCUCGCCUGGCCUUGCAUGUCCAUAUGGAUGGAGACCAGUCACAAGUGCCAGCAGUAUUCAUCGGGACCAAGGGUGGAAUCCUCUCAAUUCCUAUAUUACGAGUAUUGCAGAUGACGAGAUCGCUACCCUCUGUUGUCCGUCUGGCUACGUUUUAAAGGAAGUCCUCUGCUACAGUCAAACUAUCAACAUUACCGAAUCCCUGCCACUCAUCACAACGUCAAAUGGUAAAUGCCAUACGCAAACUGUCGGUCCUUUUACCGGAAAAAUCGGCGGCACGAGUGCUUCUAAGGGCGCAGCGAUAUUCCAAGCAUACCCCGUAAUCCUCGUCAAUACCGAUUCCUCUACGGGUUUAUCAACAGGCGCGAAAAUAGGAAUCGGAAUAGGCAUUCCGGCUGGCGUGCUCGUUCUUGCUGCUAUAGUAUUUAUCUGGUGGCAUCGUCGGCGCAGAGCUCGAGCGAGGGCUUCCGAAGUGGUGCCGCCUGCCGUUGGUGAGCCGUAUACGGGAAAGCCAGAGCUUGAUACAGGUCAAGAGGUUGGCCCUAGUGCCCCUGCUGAGUUGCCGACGGUGCAGACUUAUGCACAGGCUGAGUUGCCUGCGAGGAAGAGCGCCGACACGCCUCAGGCGGAUAUGUCUUUGUAA